Suillus fuscotomentosus is the source of this 1339-nucleotide messenger RNA. RefSeq names its product putative methyltransferase-domain-containing protein. The coding region runs from base 131 to 1276 and encodes 381 amino acids. Lineage: Eukaryota; Fungi; Basidiomycota; Agaricomycetes; Boletales; Suillaceae. The transcript is spliced from 5 exons. The record is from RefSeq and is a predicted model, not a curated record.
CUCCAGUCCCGCAUAGUGAUCUUCUCUUUUCGCUACCUACUGACAUGGCAAUAUAUACGUUGAUCUAGUACCUGGACACAUCAAGCAUUAGGCAAGUCGUCUUGAGCGCCUGGCCUAUGUCACAGGAACCAUGUUCUACUACAUUUCAUUCUUGCGGCCACCUCCCACCCAAGCCGCCUUAUCUGGUGAACCCAUCCUGAUCACCCCUCAAAUCGCCAAUGAUCUACGGACAGAAUAUUACACAGACGCUCAAGAUAUAUUUUAUUCGUGGUCCUUGCAUUCGGCCACACCAAGCCCAGUAACAACAAAGCCCGUGAAGUUGACGAGCUGGAGGGCAUCUACGAUGUACAAGGAAAUACCCGUCCCACCCCCUCGAAAUGUCCGCAAUGGAGAAUACUGGCGCCUUAUCCUUAGCUCUGGAACAUCACGAAAAGAUCAGGUACUUUCCCUGAACGAUGAAAGUCUGGGGCGCCAACCGUUCCCUGUCCUCUCCGAUCCUAUCUUUUUCUCCGCUCGCCCAAACAAGGCUGUGAAGCAGGAGCGGAUUCAGAGAUCAUAUGCGUUAACUGCAAACAAUAGAGACAAUCCUGUGAUAUUCAAUAUUAUUGAACAAACCUCCUUUGACCUUGACAAGAAAAUAUGGGACAGUGGUAUCGGCCUUAGCUCUUGGUUAAUACAACUUCACUCCGGGAUGGUUGCCAACACCACCCUGGUUUCAAAAGUGAAGAAUACACUCUUCGCCUCCAAAUGCAAUGUUCUCGAGCUAGGCGCAGGAACUGGCAUGGUUGCUAUCGUUCUUGGUAUUUUGCAAGGCCUUGAUAUUCCUGUCACAGCAGGAAAGAUCAUAACCACCGAUUUGCCCUCUGCUCUGCCCCUAUUGCAGAGCAAUAUAAGUUCGAAUCAAUCUCUCUACCACCCUGGAAACGCGCCUAAGGGCGUUGUUCUCGACUGGGAUGAACUUGACAUAUCCACCCAGGUGGCAUCAUUCGUCAAUGGCAUCGAUGUGAUUGUGAUGGCAGAUGUUACAUAUAACACUGCAUCGUUCCCUGCACUCAUAGGAACACUCUCCAGGCUUAUCAUGUUCUCAAUGAGUGGCACGCAAGCAAAACCUCCACUGAUCAUUCUUGGUUACAAAGAGCGAGAUGUGGCAGAACGUACUCUUUGGGAAAUGGCAGAGAAAAUCGGCAUACGUUUUGAGGAGGUCGCACAAAUUCCUGGAGCGGAGGGCCCACCUGUUGAGGUUUGGGUGGGGACGGUGUUAGUAAAUACACAGUGAGCUUACCAUAUCAUAUUCGGAAGCGACAUUAGUCGGAUCCGCGAAGUAUCGACUAGCUGAGGU